GGAGCCUUCCUUGAAAAGAUAAAUCACAACGCUGUUUUUCCUCUUCAAAAAUGGCAUUGGGCGAUUUUUGUAAUUAUGUCAUGAAGAACAGGCUAUUUAAAGAAAGGCACUGCUCUGAACUCAAUAGACAAUAGUGAUACUAUGAUAGUAACUUGUGCCAGUGCUCCUCUCUCGCUCCCUCAGCUCCUCUCUCGCUCUUUGACUGAUACCAUAUAUACUUCCAGUGCUCCUACUCGUAACAAAUGGCGUUACGCUUGCUUCUUGUAAUGGCGGUAUUGCUCUUUUGCGGAGCCCAGGUUUCAUCUGAUGCCAAAAUCGAAAACCGGCAAACCCAGGAGGUGAAAGGAGCUAAUAGAAGGCUUUUGCCUUUCGUGGACUGUGGACGGUUGUGCAAGGUGAGGUGCAGUUUACACUCGAGGCCAAACGUGUGCAGCAGAGCGUGUGGCACGUGCUGUGCAAGGUGCAAGUGUGUUCCGCCGGGGAUCUCUGGGAACAGGGAAAUGUGUGGGAGGUGCUACACCGACAUGACCACUCAUGGCAACAAGCCCAAGUGCCCUUAAUUAGCCCAACUUCUGAAUCUAAACAAACCCUUCUCUUUUUGCCAUAUAUGUCUGUUGCUCUUUCUGGAUCCAUCGUAUCCUAUCUGCGACUCCUUUCUCAAUGUAAUGAAGAAGAAAAAAACACUUGUAGUUUCUUUUUCUUUUUUAUAUGCCUUCUUCGU
Messenger RNA from Corylus avellana, 721 nucleotides. Its product is annotated as snakin-2-like. The record is from RefSeq and is a predicted model, not a curated record. NCBI's taxonomy places the organism in Eukaryota, Viridiplantae, Streptophyta, Magnoliopsida, Fagales, Betulaceae.